Molecule: messenger RNA, 1647 nt
Organism: Biomphalaria glabrata
Lineage: Eukaryota; Metazoa; Mollusca; Gastropoda; Planorbidae
Product: ADP-ribosyl cyclase/cyclic ADP-ribose hydrolase-like
Exons: 8
Coding region: 712-1596 (294 amino acids)
Biological process (GO): positive regulation of B cell proliferation
Cellular component (GO): plasma membrane
Molecular function (GO): NAD+ nucleosidase activity; phosphorus-oxygen lyase activity
Source: RefSeq, a predicted model, not a curated record
UCUAAGAAAGCAAAGUGCGUUGUCAUUAACAAGCCUAUUAAGUCCAAGUCUACAAGCUUAUCUUUAAAACGAAAAAAAAAACAAUGCAACUGUUUAUCUACAAAUUGAAGGAGAUUAAGACUCUAAAAGUGUAUCUUUCUUUAAUGGACGAUUUAUAUUGUUUCUGUAGCGGUAAAUCGCUUGAAGUACUUAAUAAUUGAAUCAAUGGCAGUUACGUGUUGACAUUUUAAAGUAAAGUUUUCUAAGAAAAGAAAGAAAUUGUACACAUUGUCAGUGUCGACACAUUAGUCAAGGCCAAGUAAAUCGAGUGCGCGUAAACACUUUGUUAUAGGCCUACCCAUUAAGUAGGUCUAUGAGUUGUGACUGUGUGGAGUUUGUGUUGACAUGUGUAGAACUAGGAUGUAGUGUACAUUUGGGUUGGAUUUCAUCAUUUACAGUCGAUUAGGUAUAUCUUCCUUGUGUGUGGAUACAGUUCAAAACUUUAUUUAGAAUUGUUUCCCUUUUCUAGCUGUUUUAAACUUGUUACGUUCUGCAAGAGCAUUAAGCAGAGAGACCCACAUCUUGUUAGACGACAGCGUUAUUGCUAGGACCGAGAUGCGUUAAAGAAAAACAAAAUUCACUGUAGUCCCCUGAACAGUGUCCACCGAGACAUUUUCUAGUCAUGUGACGGUUCCGUUUUUCUCCAGAUAAUAAGAAUCCUUUCAGAGCAGGAUGAAAGUGUUAGCCAUCUUGCUUGCUGCCUUGGUUCUAGUGACCAGUGCGGCAUCUCGUCAAGGCACCACGCCUAACAUCAAGGAAGUGUUCAUUGGAAGAUGCUGGGACUACCAGGAGAUACGCUAUAAUACUAUUCUUCCCAUAGAACCAAAAAACUGUUCACAUUUAUGGGACUUGUUCUUCAAAGCUUUCUCUUACCACGCCCCAUGUGACGUAAGGCAAGCCAAUUAUGACCAAUACUUGCAAGAAGCCAAACAGUCAUUACCAGCGAAUAAGGCUAUGUUCUGGUCUGGCAUUUACAAUUUGGCACAUCAGUUUUCUGAUAAUGGUAUCAACUAUGUGACAUUGGAGGAUACACUUAUUGGCUACCUGGCCAAUUCUCUCACAUGGUGUGGUCAAGAAAACUAUCCUGGAAUGAACUUCUCGGCGUGCCCAACCUGGACAGAUUGCCCACUAGAAGCUAGCGAAAGCUUUUGGUCCGGUGCUUCUACAACGUUUGCAGCCUCAGCCAUUGGUCCUGUUGUUCUGAUGGUAGAUGGGUCCAAUCCAAAUAAACCUGCUUACAGGCGCGACAGUUUCUUUGGAAAGUACGAGUUAUCAGGAUUGAAUGUGAGCAAGGUACCAUCUGUACACGUCAUUGUCACUCACGCUCUUGGUGCAGCAAAACUAGAGGUGUGUGGUAACGGUACACUCGUCACAUUACAGAACGAUGUUGAAGCCAGAGGCAUGACCUACACAUGUGACGACAAUCCUGAUUCUGUGAUGUAUCUCCUGUGUGCUGAGAAGCCAGAUUGCAGAGAAUGUAAGCUGGCUAAGGCUUUGGCAAGCGGUCAGCUGAGCUACAACAGCAGUGUCAUUACACCGGAUUAUAUUAUGGGCUAGAAGCGGAGAAAUUCGAAACGUUUGUAAUUUAUACAAUAAAAAAAUAAAAAG